AAUCUUGAGAUCUCACCGUGUCGCGGGGUCACGUGACUCCGCGCUCAGACAGUUAUUUUUUUAGGCAUGAUGGCGCCAAACAGCAGUAUCCACAUUAAUGUAAAUAUAAUAUCGAUUUGGUGCACCGCGCGAGGAAGAAAGCCAUCGGGUGUCCUUACGGAGGCUAUUUGAGGGCGUCGAGCAAGCUCGACAGGAGCCCUCGGCCUACGAAGCUGCCGUGACAGAGGCGUACUCGGACUACUGCCAUCUCGGAGCUACCGAUCGAAGAAUAAUUCGAUCCUUCACGAUCAGACGUACCGGCUAUUAUUCGUCACGUGCAUCAUCGCGCGCGAAAUCACCCUCUCCGUCGAUAGAUCAAUAAUAAGGCAUUUACUGCCUUCCAACCAUCUCUAUCUUUUUCUCUCUCUUUCGUUCUUGUUCUAUCUUGUGCGCGCGUGCGUGUUCAUGUUUGCGUGUGCGUGUCGAACUUGUGCUCGCGUGUUCGUAUCCAUAUCGUGUGCGUUUACAUUCACGUUCGUGCAUACCUGUGCAUUCACGUCGCGUGUGCGUAUUUACUUACACCCGGUUGCAUGUGUAUUUGAAUACGGCUGCGUGUGCGUUCCGAUGUUUAUACGUGUGUGUCGAGAUUCGUGUGCGAGUCGAGCCUGUCGCCAUCUGUAUUGUCAAUGUUGUCGGCCAGCAGGAGCACCACCAGCCCAAUGGACCCCUCCGAGAGGAAUCCGCUUUCUAGAUAAUAAAUACAUGGACGACUAUGUAGGUGCGCGCGGCUCACCUGCACGUGCCACGUACCGCUAGCUCACUUGGUAUAGUAGAAUGGCACAGCGAGGCAAACGAAUAAAUAGAAACGACAAUGAUUUGGCGUCUUGCCCAGGCGCAAUCAAAAGGCGCAAAUGUAGGCUGGGUCCAGCGACGGGUUCGUCGUCGCUGGCAGCUACCAUGGGCCCCUCAGAAGAGGAGGAGACGAUGGCGUCGUCCAGUCAAGGAGGGGCAUCCUGGACCCCCAGACCUCUUAGUGACAUCAAAAUCUCUAGUAUAUACAAUCGCUCCUCUGCCGAGGCUCCUGCAGAGUUAUUUCGUAAGGAUUUGAUCAGCGCAAUGAAAUUACCUGACAGUGAACCAUUAAGUCCUAACGAAUAUUGGGUUAUUACUGAUCAAUGGAAGCAAGAAUGGGAGAGAGGUGUUCAAGUACCUGUUAACCCAGACUCCCUUCCUGAACCAACAGUCACUAUCACUCAAGCAACACCUGUAAAGCAGCACAGUGAAUUCAAACUACCUAAAAAAUUCGUAAGGAUAUCUCGUGAUGAUUAUUUCAACCCGGAAGAUCAUCAUUUAAGCACAACACCUGCACGAGCAGAAAAAGCUUGUGCCUAUGAUCUUGAUGAUACUGAUAUUGCUUGGUUGGAUGUGUUAAAUGGUGAACGUGCGCAGGCUGGUCAGUUACCUAUCACAGAAUCACAAUUAGAACGCGUGAUAGAGGAAUUAGAAGUUCGUUGUUGGGAAAGAAUACAAACCAUCGUAAAGAAUGAGGAAGGUCUUGGUAUUGAAUAUGACGAGAACGUAAUCUGUGAUGUUUGUAGAUCUCCUGACUCUGAGGAAGGAAAUGAAAUGGUAUUUUGUGACUGCUGCAACAUAUGUGUGCAUCAAGCAUGUUAUGGAAUUACUUCAAUACCAGAUGGUUCAUGGUUAUGCAGAACUUGUUCUCUAAGUCAACGACCAGAUUGUGUUCUUUGUCCUAAUAAAGGUGGUGCUAUGAAGUGUACUCGUAGUGGCCAAAAAUGGGCUCAUGUUUCUUGUGCUUUAUGGAUCCCAGAAGUCAGCAUUGGCUGUGUUGAAAGAAUGGAACCUAUUACUAAGAUAUCCAGUAUUCCGCAAAGUCGAUGGGCUCUAAUAUGUGUAUUAUGUCGAGAAAGGGUUGGUGCUUGCAUCCAGUGUAGCAUAAAGACGUGUAAAACAGCUUAUCACGUAACGUGUGCCUUCAAAUAUGGCUUGGAAAUGAAGGCAAUCAUUGAGGAUGAAAUGGCUGACGAUGGAGUAAAAUUAAGGUCUUACUGCCAGAAACAUAGUAGAACAAAUACAAAAGAUAAAGUUCAGGGCACUGGAGGCAGUAUAGGAAGUGGAGCUGAUAAAGCAGGAUCAGACUCUGAGGAUGCAGAAUCUAGGAGACGUAAGAGAAAGGAUAUGACUUCUGAAGAGAAAAAUCAAGCACGUGCUGCAAAAUUACAAGAAAUUGAAGCAGAAUUCGACAAACACGUGAGUUUGAAGGAUAUUGCUUCACAGCAAUUGGAUGUAGACCCUGAAAGCAUUGUUUACAUAUACAACUAUUGGAAGCUCAAAAGAAGGGCUGGCCAUAACAAACCUUUAUUGGCACCUCGUUGUGGAGAACUUUCUGGUAGUGGAUCACGCAAUCAGGGCCAAGCAGCCGAUCUGGAGAAGAUGAGAACGUUCGUUCAACUCCGCCAAGACUUGGAAAGAGUCAGAAACCUGUGCUAUAUGGUUGGCAGAAGAGAAAAACUCUGUCGAUCCUUCCUCAGACUGCGAGAGCAGACUUUUCACAAGCAAGCUUUAGUAAUGUCCGGGCCACCUCUACCACCUGCAGCAGCCGCAGCCGUAAUGGAAGCAAACCAUGGGCCUUCGAUUUACGACCGGCUCUACUCGCAUCCCGAUUCAGAGGAUCACACUCACGACUUCGACACGAUAGUCGCCAGGAUCGCUGGCAUAGACUCUCCGACUAGUGACGAGAGGAAAUCGCAGCAACAACAACAGCAGCAACAACAGCAACAACAACAGGACUUCAAUGGUGCCUCUAGUAAAAAAUUAUAUUUCAACGGCUCCGUCCGGAGAAAGAACCUAUACGGCAGUGAUUUAUCGUCUGUCAGUAGUAGUGAAACGGAUGCGGUUAAAGCGAAAACACCCGACAAGUCGAAGAAUCUGAAACUUGAAAGUGAUUCGAGUACCGAGGAAGAGACCACCAGUGUUCCGUCGAAAAAAUUAUCGCGUAGAAAAGCGAAAAAGACUGUUCGUUCAACGGAUAAGUUACAUUCGACGCUUAAAGAAAACAGUGAGAACGAAAAACUUGUGAAUAGUAGAUCACACACGCUCGAACAUAUGGAAAAAGAAUUAGGAAGUGCUUCUGGUAGUGAAAGCGACGAAUUGUUAACGUUAAACGCUGGAGCGACGAAGCAUCUCGUCGCUUCGGCUAUUUACUCGGAUACAGACUCGGAUUCUCAAGAACAUACGUCUCAUUCAGCAGUGUUAAUAACAAAAGCGGCUGUUAAAGAAUUCUCCGCGGCGAAUCUAUCGAAAAAUUCUCAGAAAGCUUUCGGCAAAGACUCCAGGCAUUCGGAAUCCACUUAUCACAAUACUGGAAUGAAGAAUAAAGAGAAUCAAAGUAAAGUUAGUACUAAAAAGAAAGAAUACAUACCAUCCGCGUUAAUCGUACCACAAAGGCAAGCAGCGAAGAAGGCUUCGGAAAUCAUGCAGCGCACACAACAAAAUAAAAAAGAAAAUCCAGUGCCUGAUUCUAAUCCGGAAAUAGUUAAAUCUCCAGUUGAGGAGAUUUCAAAGUGCUCCUCCUCGAAGCAAUCAAAAGACAAAAGUCCUCCUAAGAAGCAGAGGGAAAACAAACCGUCUAAAGAGAUUAAGAAUAACGACGUCUACGAUUUUGAUAAAGAAUUCGGAGACGGAUCAGAAAUUUUAGCAUAUGUGCCGCAAAGACAAGCUGCGAAAAAAGCUGCCGAGCAUAUAAAAAGUGGUAUGGGCAGUAAGCCUACCCAGCAAGUCGAACCAGAAACCCUGGAUGGUAGAUCAAAGAAAGAAUCCCCGGAGAGUGGUAAAAAGAAAGAACUUCGAAAGGAUGAUCCAUCUAGAAAGGAAGAACUUUCUUCGAGGAAAGAAGAAACAUCCUCAUCGUCGUCGUCGUCAUCCUCUUCUUCUUCGUCUUCUUCAUCCUCUUCCUCUUCGUCGUCUUCUUCCUCGUUGUCCUCUAGAAAGGAGGAAGCUUCUAGGAAAGAAGAAUUAUCCUCGAAAAAGGACGAUUCUUCUUCGAGGAAGGAAGAGAUCCUUUCCAAGGACAAUCGUUCAAGAAGGCCCAGGAAACCUAGCGAACGAAAAUCCUCGGUACUUUCGAGUAACAGUGAUAGUAGCAGCAGUAGCAAUAGUUGCAGUAGUUCCACAGAGAGUAGUAGCGACUCCGAGAAUCCAGGUCGUAGAAAACUUUCGGACGAGUUCAUGGACGGUUCCUCUUCUAGUUCUUCUUCCGAGAGCGACACAGGUAACAGGGCGAAGAGUAAAACGGUCACGAGUACGCCGACCGCAGCGAACAAAAGACAGCAAGCCAGUAAAACGUCGCCGGAACGACAAGAGGCUGAGAGGAAGACGGUUACAGGGCGGAAACUCAAGAAGCUGCCCGAGAAGAAGCUUAAAACUUCCGACGGGCGGCGGGGACCAGAGUUUCAGCCGCCUACUGAGAGAGAGGAAUCUCGUCGAAUCUCCAAGGAACAGUCGCAGCAACAACAACAAUCUCAGCAACAAGAAGCAAGCGUCAAAAAGCAAGAUCAAAGAGAUAACAAAAAGCAACCAGCAACAGGAACGGAGGCUGAUGAGGAUCUGCUCGUUGGGCCUGGAGAUCAUGAUGGGUCAAGAAGUGUUUCUGGGUCCAGACCUGCCAAAAAGUCGGGUCAAGCUGGUAAACAGCAACCCGUGCCGAGAAAGGAAGAGAAGAAAAAUAAGUCCGAAGGCAGAAAGCGAAAACCGAACGAAUCCGUUGCGAAGGAUGAGAAGAGCGGGAAGGAGGCGAUUAAAAAACCGGAAAAGCGGCUGAACGACAAGCUGUCUGUGAAGGAGAGCGAGAAGAGAGACGAGGGGGAGACUAAGGACGAACAGACGGUCGUGGAUCAAGCGAAGGUUAUUGAAUCUGUAGAAAGUUGUUCGAAAAUGGAAGAGAAGAAAGUCAAAAAGUUCAGUGACAAGAAUGCGAUCAAUAUCUUGGAAGAAGAGAUGAAACAACGUAGAGCAGAAAGGGAUAGCCCUAAAAAAUCAUUGAGAGGUUUGGACAAGCUUUUGGAGAAACGCGAACACCACGAUAAGAUGUCUAGAAGUAAAAAUUCUGAGGUGAAGCUUGAGAAGACCGUUUGCGAGGAGGAGAAGGAAGAAAAACAGCCAUUGAAUGAAAGUAAACACAUGAAAGACGCUGUGAAAAACGAGGAUCAUAAAAAUCAUGUUAACGAAAGUGAUGUUGCUGUGGAGAAAACGAAAUCGGAAGAACAUACGGAGGAGCUAAUAAAGAAGGAUGUAGUUGAUGUACCACAGAUAGAGAAAUCUAUCAUUGGAAAGAAGAAAUGCGAGAGGAAUCUGGAGAAUGCGGUUGAACCACAGAAUGUUGAAUUGCAGAAUGUACCUGUUGAAGAGAAUGUUCCAAAAGAGAAUAACGAGGAGGAGAAUGUUAGAUCUGUUUCAGAGAGGGUUGAAAAUCUGGAGAAGGAACAUCAAAAGAGACGGAAAUCCGGCAACCGAUCCAUCUUCUCCCCGCAGCAUGGUAAAGAUGCGAGUGUUUCAGAAUUGUUUGAUUUUGAUCAGGAUAUGUUAACAGAAGAGAUGGUGAACGAGGACGGUUUCGGUAUAUCCAGGGACGUUGAAGAACGUGGUGUACCAUUAAGUUUCUCCUUCAACAACGAGCUGUGGUUCAAGGAAGAUUCGAAGGAAGACAGCGCUCGUGAAACCCUCCAUCUAGUGGAGAAAUUGCGUAUGGAACUUUCGAAGAAAUCAAAUUCUAGUCAGUUUGAAUUAGAGGCAGUACCUGUAGACGGCGAAAUCAAAAAAGAGGAACCACCGAUUGAGAAGAUUUUCGAACAACAACCACAACAGCCACAACAACAGUUACAAGUACAGCAUCAACCGCAGCAUGAACAGCAACAGGAAAAGGAGGUGAAGAUUCUGGAGUCCAUAGAACCAGUUAUGAACGUGAAGAACAGUGUUGAGAUUCCUGAAGAAGAGAUAAUCCCUAACGAAGCACAUCCCAGUAGCUGUAAGAACACGAUGGAAGAGAAACGAAAGACGUGUUACUCUAGUGGUAACGAUAGAUACGCGGCCUACGAAGAGGAUCGCGGUGCGAAUAAAGUGAGCCUGGUGGAACGAGCGAAGCUCGAUAGAGCGGAGACCGACGAGAGAUGGGUACCACCGAGCAUAAACAGUUUCGAACCCAGCGACGUGCAACACCUAAAUGCUUUAAUGGAGACGCAGAAUCAUCGAUACGGCAACCACCAGUUCCCCAAUGAAUCCAUUCAAGAAACCGAAGCGCUUGCGCGUACUCAUUUGAACGCGCCAAGUAUACAGGAACAAUAUCUUCUACAGCAAUCGCACUCGAUUCUCCAUAGUCAACAGGAAGCUCAUGAAAGAACGAUGCUUAAUCAACAGAUAUCCGAAGAGAACCCUAUGGAGAUGGUGAACAGGCAUUUGAUUGGAUUGCCAGCAUCGGAGGACGACCAGGCUGCUGAAAUGAUGGACAGAGUACUCGAGAAAGAGGAAGAUGUCGUCAGGCAGCAGGAAUACGAUCAUAAUUCACCUUACAAUGAUUUGAAUGGCCGUCCGGAUACCCGAUGGGCAGAGAGUCAAGUGUUACCGUCUCGAAGGUCUACAUCUUCUUCGAUCACUUCCGCAUCAUCCGCAGAGGAUCAUUCCAUUCCACCGUACAAAAGCGUAGCGGGCAUUCCUUUUCCACCGUGCUCGAUGGAAGCAUCGUAUAUAGCGGACUCGAGCUACGGUACCGGGCCGGUAAGUCUGUUUCCGCCGCAGUCGUGCGCGGCGCCGUUACCGUAUCCCUCACCCGGGCCAGCCCUUUUUCCACCGGCAUUCGGGGCAGCUUUUCCAGCAGCACAGUCGUUGUUGUCGCACGUGAAACCACUGGGGGACUCGUUGAAUCUACAGGCUUCACCAUGUACCGCAGCGUUCACGUCUUGCUCGCACAACAUGGCGCUCACCGCAGCCAUGGUCUCGCCUACCAAAAUAGCCACACCACCACCGCCACCACCUCCACCACCACCACAAGUUACCGCUCCACCCGCAGAAACCAUCGAGAGGACACAGCAACAAUUGGAAACUCAGGUCACCGAAUCACCUACCUUGCCUAUGAAUUUCUUGAACACCGUAGCGCCAGAGAGCCACGUCGCCGACACCGUCGUCGAGAGUCUGCAGGAAGUUCUGCCCGACGGGAAGAACCAUUCCGGAAAGAAGUCACCUUCAAAGCCUACCAGGACAUCAGCCCGGGUUACGUCCCUGCAAGGAAAGUCUCCAGGGAAGUCUCCGAGGCAGGAGGCCCAGAAGAGCGUUCCUGGGGCACGAGGACGAGGCAGAGGGGCUAAGAAUUCAUCCCAACACUCGGGUUACAGGGGACGAGGACGAGGCCGAGGCAGGGGACGAGGUAGAAGCGGUCAGAACGCGGGACUAACACUGGUCUCCGGUGUGGGCGUUAGUCAACACGAUGACUCCAUUCAAAACAAACUAGUCGGUACAGUGUAUGACUUUGACUCCGACGAAGAUUCCACCAGUGAGGCGAACAUCGCCGACUUACGUACUAUGAGAGAGCGGAAGAAGUCGACGGACGCCGCGGCAGCAGGUAUCGAGAGGAGAGAUUCCGCUGUCAUGGCUUCCGGAGAAAGUAUUCAAUCCAGACUAUCCAGUCCUGGAGGCACUAGGAAGUACCUGGAUGACAGGAGACUCUCUUGUUCACCGGGUCACGAUGACUCCACCGUCGUCGAGAGCCAGUCAAACGUUGGACAGAGCUUCGAUACCGUCCUACCGGUCAUUCCUGGUCCCGUCGACAUGAGAACGUACAACUCUACCCUCGACGCUUCAAGUUCUUCCACACUACACGGUCCGACGUACGAGAAUCACUUCCUGGGAUCCUUCGUGGGUGUCUCGGUGAACGACCCUGCUCUUCCGGAUAUCGAGGAGGACCUCGAGAAGGAGUUAAGAUCCGCGCUGAUAGGCAAACAGAGUCAAGAAGACUGUUCGAAGCCGAACUUCGACGCGAGCAUCGACGCGUCGUCGUCCGGUUUCGUAGAGGCCAACAAGGUCUCCUUGACGGAUUCUAGAAAUCAAUUGAAGGUGAAGAUCAAAGGUCCGUUCCUCGAUGCAAACUAUGUUCCUGCCUCGUCGGUACCACCGCUCGCUCAACAAGCACCCGUGAUAAUCGCUCCGGCUGCCACCAGUGCUUCCGUCGCUUCCGGCACCUCGAACCUCAGGCGGAUGCGGAAGAAGGAGCUACUCAGACAGUAUUGUUCUCAGGAUAUGAACAUGGACGAGCCAGGCUGCGGGAAUCUCGCGACGUCCGCGCCGAUCAUCGUGCCACAGAUCAAUCGCACAGUCAUAACCAUACCUAAAGCCGUCGCCUCCAUGACCACUAUACCUACCAGGGAGGACUACAAAGCGGUCGUCGAUGCGAACAUGGAGAAGAAGAGGAGAAAAGAAAGACCCGCCGGCUUCUUGGACGCCAACGAAGAAGAGGGAGGUGUCGAAAGGAGACGGGGCAGUGCCGCGAACGGUGCUGGUUCCAGCGGUAACGCUGCCGUUGGAAACGCGGACCGUAGGAGAGGAAGGCAGAGCAGUGGUGGCAGGUCAACGACAACGACCACCACGACCACUACCACCAACAGUGGUCCUCCAAAACUGAAAAUCAAAAUCGGCAAUAGCAUAAUCGGUGGUCAGGAGAGUGGCCAGGACGACAGGACUAGGAUUAGACCGCCUAAGAAACGGCUGAGCAGCAUUCCUAGCAGCACGCCUAGCAUCGAGGAGCUGCGCAGAGAGAGCAUGAAGUUCAGACGCAUGAUCAUGGCCGGUUUCGACAACGACGAGAAACUGCGAGCUAAAAGUAAGAAGGAUAAAAAUGGAAAGCGAAAGAAACGGCAGUCGAGUAGAAAGGAGGCCAGGGUACGUAUCCUCGAAGGUGGUGCUGCCCCACCGAAAUUGAUCAUAACGCUGGGCAAAGGCAAUGACUCUCCGGACGAAUUACCGAUCAUGCUCUCGGACGAAGAGGAGGAGGAGGAAGAGGAACGACAUCCGACUGACAGUAGAGUAGGUCCUCCACCUCCAGAACCGGCAAAGGACGAGCCUGUCUACCCGGCAGUCGCUGCCAAUAUAGAAGAGAAACAGCCUACCGAUCCGGACACUGGCGGCAGUGCGCCUAGGAACGUUCGUUCGGCCAAGGUCACGCCGAUCAGGUUAAAAUUGACGCGUUGUCAGGAGGGCUACGAGCUGAAGGGCUCGCCGAUCCAUGGCGAGGAGUCCGCUUUAAUUACGGAGAAACCGCGAUGUUCCGAUGUUUCGAACGAGGAGACGAGAGAUCCACCGGUGAAAAGCCAAGAGGAAGAAUCCUCUAGGGAGGAGGAAGAGGAGGAAGAGGAGGAGAACAAUAGUUCCGUGCAAAGAGACUCCUCCGCGUGUCCUGCCGCGACAAGUAUACCACAAGGAUGCCAAGUUAGGUGAUAAUUAAUGAUACUCGUGGAGUAACGGAAGCAGAGGACACACACGGUGCUUGUACGAUGUUUACAGUCUAUAAAGAAAAGGACUCGAUACACGCUUGUUUCCGGUUGCUAGCUGUGAAAGCACGUUGCCGUGAUAAGGUGAUAAAGCGUUCCGCAAUUUGUACAGGCCCCAAAAUAAUCGAGGUACUACCUUAUUCUUACAAGACAAUUUUAUAUCAUCCGUUGAAUCGUAUCGUUGGCUUACUGGGACCAAAAUCUAAACCAUCAUAUUUCUUUUUUUUUUUUUUUUUAAACACCAUGGUUUUAAAUCAAACGAGUGGCUUAUUGAAAUAAUUCUUUUCCUUAUUUUAUUAAUGAAAAUCAUUGAUCAUGAGAAAUUUUAUUUUGUAAAUAAAUCAAUAAUUGGUAGAUUUGCUAAAGUUAUAAGAUAGAUAAGAAUAUGUUGAUCCCACUAGACCUACGAUAUGUUAAAUCCAUUUGAUACAGCAUUUUUUUUUUUUUUUACCAUUUCCUAGCAAGAUUUUAUCAGAUUGUAUAUAUAUAUAUAUAUAUGAAAAGAGUACUUGCGCUGUUGAUAGUAUUUAUAAAUUAUGUUUUUAUUUUUUAUUAUUACGUUAUGUUAUGCAUAUAUAUACACAAGCAAGUUCGUUAUUCUUUAUUCACAUUAAUUAAUGAAUUUCUUUUAAUAAACUUCACCUUCUUACGGCAACAGAAACACAAUAAGAAACGAUGAUUUCGGCAAGAGAGGGAACAAGGUGGUAGCAACUUCUAAGAUAUACUCGUUUCGGACUCGCUUCAAAGGACAUUCUCCGACGGUUAAACGAAGAAAGAACCUAUGCUCCUCGAGAGAACAUUCGGUUUUAUUCUUACAAAAAGAACACUAAACAAUACUCGAGAGACGAGAACGGGCGUGCCAUUUCGCGGCGGCGACGACGAGAUGUCUGUUUUUUCCUUGAGAAAAAUCUGAUUGAAGAGUACUGUCGAGGCCGUUGACGAAGAUCGAAGAAUCGAACUGAUAUCGUAUGAAAUAUUUCAAUUUAAUUUUCGUUUACAAAGUUUCCUCUUCUUCUUCUUUAUUUUUUCUUUUCAGCAACACCAUGCGUGUAACAUGUACGUACUGAAAGAACGAGAUAGAAAAGAAUUCUUGAGAUAAACUUCGUAAACGGCCUCGUCAUUAAUUUCGCAGUAAGGACUAGUUAAUUGUACAUACUUGUAAUUUACGAUUGUAUUUAGUUUAAGUCGAGGAGAAAGAACGCACGCGAGAGUGUUGUGUAUGUGUGUGUAUGUACGUGUAUGUUAAGGGUGAGAAAGGGAGAAAAUGAGCGUGAAAGAUUUUAUAAUCAGUGCGAAGCUUACGUGAUGGCUGUGUUUUACCACGCGGUCCGAUCUUCCAGGCAAAUUAAUCCUGGGCCGCGCAGAAACGUUCAGUAUCCCCCAACCGUUGGAUUGCUCGAGUCUUUCCCUUCCUGUUCCCCCCUUUAAAACGAGGCCGUCGGUUGAAUAUUACAAUAGAAAAUAGUAUAUAAAGAAAACAAUUAAAGUAGUAGACGUUCGGGCGGAGAAAUCCGAAGAAAAUGUAAUUUAUCGUAUACGAGGACAAUCCUGUUGCUCAGCAACAGCUUCUUCGACGAAUUAGACGAAUUAAUCUUAUAGUCUCUUUGUCGCAAUAAUUCGAAUUGUCCAUAAUUAUGCAGUCGUCUUGUGUAUUCAAAAUUACAGAAUUACUUAGAUCGUGUAAUUAUUAUUUUUAUCAAAGGAAAUUCGUAAAAACUGUCAAUACGCAUUUGUCAUCGUUUUUAUCCAUUCAUUUUGAUAUUAUAUAUUAUAUAUAUAUAUAUGUAUGAAGUAUAUUUUACACAAAGUACAAUGUUAAUAAUUUAUUCUUUCUAUAGUGUAAAUAAGUUCUAUACAGAAUUGAGAUACGUUUUUAUACGAUAGUAUAUAGUUUAUUGUAACAAGAUGUAGUUCGUUCGCUCUUUUUUUUUUUUUUUUUUUUAAGUUUUUACGUUUUUACUUUGAUAUUUGUAAAGUAAUCUUAUUCACAUGUAUCAUUCAAGACGACUGCAUAACAUGGACAUGGUGAAUGUCCUUUUGGAUGUUCGUUAAAGGACUAUAUUGAGAAACAUAGUAAGCGUAAAUAUCGUUCAUGCUCGAUUUUAGAGUGUGCGGUGUGUUGGAAAAAUAAUGUUUGUCCUCGUUUGGACCCUCCGUCGUGGCGCCAGCGACAGAGGAAGGAUCUUCCUCCUUUUUUUGGUGGAGAAAACAUAAUUGUUUCUGCUUCCUCCUUCGCUGUUGCGACCAAGGGAAACAUUUCUAUGCUCGGAAUCCGGGGUACGGAAUUUCUCUGCGCGGACCGGUAUACAACUUUGACCCUAGAUCCAGUCAAUUCUUCAUUUUGUUCGCAUACGACAGGAAUUGCCAUUUGUUCGCGUUGAACGUUAACUUGUAUUUAAGUCGUGUAUCGUAUGCUACUUUCAGAGGUACGCAACACAUCUGUAGAUUUAGAGAUAGUUUUCCUGUAUUUUCUUUUUUCAUAUAUGUAUCACGUUUUUACAGAGUUUCCUUAUUUAGAAGUACCGUAUCCGACAAGCGAGAGAUUCCUGAGCUAAACAGUAUGAUUGCCUUUUCUUUUGUUUUAAAUUAUUGAUGAACAACGGUGAGGAAUUUAUGAUACGAUAUUCUGUACAAGCGAAUCAUCUGAGAGAAACGUUCUAACGUUUGAAACAGUGAUCAAAUCGUCACUUUUAUAUCUUGUUACCUACUAUGUAUAGGAUUUCAUUUGAUGAAAUCUUCAUAGCGACACAAUUGAUCAUGAAAACGCUAAGAGUGUUUUGUACAUCUCUUCCAAACUGUAUUUGUUGCAAAAUUGACUCGAACAGUGGCAGAUUCUCCUGGCAAAUGAAUGUAUAUAGAGAAACUGUUUAUUUGAUCUAAAGCGUUUUUAAUGGAUUGUAAUAAAUUAUUAUAGAAGACGGUGCAAUACGCUAGAAAAUACAUAGACUAAUAUUUGAGUGUCUGAUCUUGUUCACUAAAUAAUUUAGAAUGUGCAAACACUUCAGUUACCUUACACUUAGCUCAAGGAUCUCUGCAAUGUAACACACAUUUUUAUUCUAUAUUUUGUAUAAAAGCGUUGGAGAUACAGGAAUUAUAUGUGUAUGUAGAUUGACCUAGUAAAAGUACAUGAUUGUCUCGCUCGAAGUCGUUCGCGUUUGCUUCAAAGUUUUUCUUUUUGAUCAUGUAUAUUUUUGUUGUUUGUACCAUUGAUUUUACAUGAAAGUUACAAAAAAAUAUUCAGUUAUUGAGCUUGUAAAUAAUAGAAUCAUCUAUGGAUAAGAAAAGACAAAAAUCAGAUUGUAAUUUUAAUUGUUUGAUAAAUGAAGAUCGACUGGUUCUAGGAUCAAAUGAAAAUGUUAAUUGAUUAUUAAUCGUAUAUUUCUGAGAAGAGGAAUAACAUUGUACGCCCUGGAAGCCGGAGAGAAUACUUGUCGGCGAUAAGCGGAGCCUAUUGCGUUGUACAGAGGAAGGAGAGCCAAGCGGAAUCGUUAUAAUUUCGACUCGUUUCUUACUUACGCUAAGCAUAGAAAACCCGAUAACAAUGAAUUUCUCAUAAUUCGUUGUACGUAUCCAUAUUGCAGAAUAAAAAAAAAAAAAUUAAUUGAUGUGGAUGCUUACAACGAUUCAGGACACAUACGUGCAUAUAUAAAUAUAUAAAUAUAUAAAUAGUUUUAUUAUAUUGCAAAGUGAAAUAAUACAAUAUUUAGCUACUGUAUAUAAUGUAAAAGAAAAGCUGGUCUUGUAAGAUACGGAUUAAGGUGUUUUAAUGUGCACAUAGCCGCGUCAUUGUCAAUAAUCAUAUUAUUACGAUUAAUAAUAAUUACAGUUUUUUAAAAAAAA
Molecule: messenger RNA, 13370 nt
Organism: Osmia lignaria (orchard mason bee)
Lineage: Eukaryota; Metazoa; Arthropoda; Insecta; Hymenoptera; Megachilidae
Gene: rno
Product: PHD finger protein rhinoceros
Biological process (GO): regulation of transcription by RNA polymerase II
Source: RefSeq, a predicted model, not a curated record